CAGCAGGUGAUUUUUUUUCUGCAGCGCGCGUUCUCCCAGCAUCUUUCCUAGGUUUUUUUUUUUUUCCCUGCUGAGCGGCUGAAAAGGGUGGGGCCGCUUUCCUGCAGCAGAGACGGCGACGGCAGCGGCUGCAGCAGCAUCUUUGGGAGCCGCGGCAGUCAGCAAGGCUCCGUCUCGCUGGAGGUGAUCGCCUCUGAGACCUGCUAGUGGCCGGCGGCGACGGUCCGCCGGCGGGAAGGAGAAGAAAAGACUCCUCCGCGGACGCGGCGGCCACACGGCCCGGCCCUUCCUCUGCGCCAUGGCUUAAGCCCGUGGCCACCUCGCCUCGCGUCGCCUGGCUCGGCCGGGGUUUGCGCGCCGCCGCAGCCUCCGGGAGGGGCGCGUCCAGACGUCUACGCCGGGGACUCCGCAUCUGUCACCUCCGGUGCCUGCAGCAGGCAGCGUUACCAAGGCCUUUGCAGCCCGUAACCCCGGGACUUUAUCUCGGUGAAAGCGUUGCCGCCCGACCUUCCUGGGUGCUAUCUGAGGGAGGAGGCCGAGGCACGCAGUCCGCCCAGGAAAAAACGGUGGGAAUCAGAUCGGCUGGCUGGUCGAGGGCCAAAGGACUGGAGGAAGAUUAGAGACUCGCCCUAGUCCCACAGAAAAGAAGGGAGGACCAGCUUUGCAGCUAACAUCAUGGCGUGGCCGUGCAUCACGCGGGCUUGCUGCAUCGCCCGCUUCUGGAACCAGCUGGACAAGGCGGACAUCGCCGUGCCGCUGGUGUUCACCAAGUACUCGGAGGCCACCGAGCACCCGGGCGCCCCUCCGCAGCCGCCGCCGCCGCAGCAGCAGCAGCCGGCGCAGCCGGCACACGCGCCCCCCUCGGCGCCGGCGGUCGCCAUAGAGACUCAGCCGGCCCAGGGCGAGCUGGAUGCAGUUGCCCGGGCAACAGGGCCGGCGCCCGGGCCCAGUGGCGAGCGCGAGCCCGCGGCCGCCUCCGGCCGGAGCAGAGUGGGCCCCGGCCCGAGCUCGGGCUCCGGCUCCGGCUCCACCUCCGGCGCGGGCCCCGCGGACUCGGUGAUGCGGCAGGACUAUCGCGCCUGGAAGGUGCAGCGGCCCGAGCCGAGCUGCCGGCCGCGCAGCGAGUACCAGCCCUCGGACGUGCCCUUCGAGCGCGAGACGCAGUACCAGAAGGACUUCCGCGCCUGGCCGCUGCCGCGCCGCGGGGACCACCCGUGGAUCCCCAAGCCCGUGCCGAUCCCCGCGGCCUCGCAGGCGGCAGCGCCUGUUCUCGGGACGCCCAAGCGCCGGCCUCCGAGCCAGGAGCGCUGGCCGGUGCAGGUGGCCGCGGAGGCCCCGGAGCGGGCGGCGGCCCCCGGCGGAGCGGGUGUCGUCGGGGCGGGAGAGGCGAUGCGCUCGGACGAGCGCUACACGCGCAAGAAGGCCGGGCCGGCCUGGAUGCUGCGUCGCGCCGAGGGGCUGGGGCCGGAGCAGACGCCGCUGCCCGCCGCCCAGGCCCAGGUCGCGGGCCCCGAGGGCGGCAGGGGGCGUGCGGCAGCUGACGCCCUCAACAGGCAGAUCCGCGAGGAGGUGGCGAGUGCCGUGGGCAGCUCCUACAGGAAUGAAUUCAGAGCAUGGACGGACAUCAAGCCUGUGAAACCAAUAAAAGCGAAGCUCCAGUACAAGCCCCCAGAUGAUAAGAUGGCUCACGAGACCAGCUACAGUGCCCAGUUCAAAGGGGAAGCCAACAAGCCAACACCAGCUGACAAUAAGUUCAUUGAGCGCAGAAGAAUACGCAGCCUCUACAGCGAACCUUUCAAGGAAUGCCCAAAGGUGGAAAAACCUAGUGUUCAGAGUUCCAAACCAAAAAAGACCUCAGCGAGCCACAAGGCCCCGAGGAAGGCCAAAGACAAGCAGGUGGUGUCGGGCCGGGCCUUCAAGAAAAAGAGCGCGGAGGGCCCCAGCGCCGCCCAAGCCCCACCCGACGGCAAGGAGCAAAGUAAAGAGAUGAACAAUAAACUGGCUGAGGCGAAAGAGAGCCAGGUCCAUCCCACCAGUGACUCACAUAAGAAUCGAGGUCCUGUAGCCACAGAGCCAGACAAGAAACAAGGUCCCGUGGGCCUGGGGCCUCUGAAAGAUCAAGGCCCUGUGAUCCAAGAGCCACGGAAGGAUCAAGGCCCUGCUGUUCCAAAGUCUCUGAAGGAUCAGGCUCCUGCGGUCCCAGGGCCUCUGAAGGAUCAAACUCCUGGGGUCCCAGGGCCUCUGAAGGAUCAAACUCCUGCGGUCCCAGGGCCUCUGAAGGACCAAGCUCCUGGGGUCCCAGGGCCUCUGAAGGACCAAGCUCCUGGGGUCCCAGGGCCUCUGAAGGAUCAAACUCCUGCGGUCCCAGGGCCUCUGAAGGACCAAGCUCCUGGGGUCCCAGGGCCUCUGAAGGAUCAGGCUCCUGCGGUCCCAGGGCCUCUGAAGGAUCAAGGUUCCAUGGUCUCCACAGCAGUUAAGAAUCAAGAUCACACAGUCCCUGGGCCUUUAAAGAAUGAAGGUUCUGGGAUCUCAGCACCAGUCAAGGACCAAGGUUCCUUGUUCCCGGUGUCUCUAAGUAAUCAAAUGGUUCCAGCAAGAGUUAAGGAUCAAGGUUCCAUGGUACUAGAGACUCCAAAGGAUCCAGGUCCUGUGGCCCCAGCCCCUGUCAAGGAUCAGGGUCCUAUGGUCCCAGAGCAUCUAAAGGAUCGAAGUGCCAUGCUCAUAGCACCUGUAAAGAAAGAAGGUCCUAUGCUCUCUGAGCCUGCAAAGAACCAAGGUUCAGUGGUUCCAGAGCCAGUCAAGGGUCAGGGUGGCGUGGCCCCAGAGCUUCUGAAGGGUCACGAUUCUGUAGUUGUAAAGAAUCAAGGUUCUAUGGUCCCAGAACGAGUCAAGGAUCGGGGCACUGUGAUCCCCGAGCCCCCAAAGAACCAAGGUCCUGUGGUCCUUGAGCCUGUGAAGAAUCCAGUUCCUAUCAUCUCGGUGCCUCUGAAAGAUCAAGAUCCUCUAGUGCCACCACCAGCCAAGGACCAAGGUCCUAUGGUCCCUGGACCUCUGAAGACUCAAGGUCCAAGGGGCCCGCAGCUGUCCACUGUCUCACCUCCACCCCCAGUCACGAUCCCAACUGUCCCCCAUGCAGAAUAUAUUGAGAGCUCCCCUUGACACUCACCCCUUGACACCAAGGAAAGAGGUGGCAGUGAAAGUGCUCCCUCCCCAGGGUAGCAAAGUCUCACAUUUAAUCUGCAUGAAACAGUAUUGUAUAGUCUUGCUGGAAUCUAAUAAAACAAAUCCCUCUGGCUUA
Myotis daubentonii (Daubenton's bat) is the source of this 3298-nucleotide messenger RNA. It is a transcript of the gene MAP6, whose product is annotated as microtubule associated protein 6. Lineage: Eukaryota; Metazoa; Chordata; Mammalia; Chiroptera; Vespertilionidae. Gene Ontology annotation, molecular function: calmodulin binding; microtubule binding. Gene Ontology annotation, cellular component: axon; dendrite; Golgi-associated vesicle. Gene Ontology annotation, biological process: regulation of microtubule cytoskeleton organization; microtubule cytoskeleton organization; dendrite morphogenesis. The record is from RefSeq and is a predicted model, not a curated record.